UACAAUGGGUUGAAGUGUUGUUGGUGUCAUUUUGGUUUGUGCUGUGGAGGAACAAUUGUCCAUUAUGGUGGACAAGAAAGGAUCUAGGAAAAACUCAAUGGCUGUGGCUAUAGAACGCCAUGGUUUCGGCGUUCGUCACAUCCAGAUGGGCGUAAUGUGCAUUUGCAUGACGGCUCUCUUUAUCGCGCGGAGCAGUAUGGGAGUGGCGAUUCUAGCCAUGACUGACGAAAGUCGUAGAAACGACUCUAGCGUUAAGAUAUACGAGUGGGACAAGGAGACUCAGGGUCUUAUCCUCUCCUCUUUCUUCUGGGGAUACAUCGUAAUGCAAAUCCCAAGUGGGCUGCUCUCCAAACGUUUCGGAGGCAAGCCUAUACUACUAACAGCUAUGGUUGCGAACGCCGCCAUUAACUUGAUGAUACCAACACUCGCGGAGUUGGGUGGCUGGCGUCUAAUAUGUGCGUCUAGGGUCCUCAUGGGUCUGUCCCAGGCCUGCUUGUUCCCCGCAUCGCAUACACUUAUAGGACGAUGGCUGCCAGCUCACGAACGAACUUCGUAUACUGCAAUUGUUUAUGGAGGAUCAAUGAUUGGCACAAUAGUGGGCAUGCCUGUGUCUGGCAUUCUAGCAGCGACUGCUAUCGGUUGGAAGCUCAUAUUCUAUUCUAUAUCGGGGCUUGUUUUUGUUUCUGCCGCCAUAUUUUAUCUCGCAGCUGCGAGCUCUCCAGGCGAGCACAAACUGAUGAGAGAUGAAGAAAGAAAAUACAUAGAGAAAGGAUUGAAUGCGGGAGGAUCUAAGGAAAUGCGUACCCCAUGGAGUGAUAUAUUCCGAACCAAAGUGUUCUGGGUCCUGGUCGUCACGCAUAUAGGUAGUGCUGUCAGUUUUGUACUGUUCUUCGUGGACUUACCCACGUACCUGGAGCGGGGACUGCAAAUAUCUUUAAAAACUAGUGCAUCCCUGUCUGCUCUUCCAUACAUUGGAAUGUGGAUCGGCUCAGUGGCGUCAUCUACAGUUUGUGAAGAAAUAUACAACAGAAAAAUUCUCUCUGUCGGAGUUUGCAGGAAAAUAUUCAAUUCUAUAUCAUUUUUCGGCAUGUCAGCGUCACUCAUCGUGCUAUCCUUUCUGGGUCCAGAGAAUAAGAUCACGGCCAUUGUUGUCCUCGUCAUCGCUUUAACUUUAUACGGCUUCAAUGCUGCCGGGUUUAUGAUGAGUCAUCUGGACACAUCCCCAAACUUCGCCGGUGUGUUGUUGUCUCUGACCAACUUCGCAGCUAACAGUGGCAGCAUUCUAACACCCAUAAUUACUGCUCUCAUACUAAACAAUGAUCCGACUGACGUGAGUCGAUGGCGUAUAGUGUUCCUGUCGACUGCUGCUCUGUGUACUAUCACCAACACUGUGUACGUUCUAUUCGGAAGCAGUAAACGGCAACCAUGGGAUAGUCCUGACUUCAAUAAAACGGCAGAUCCUGAAGAAAUGAAACCAGCAUUGGCGAGAAUUGACACGGAGGAAAAGGAAUGAAAAUGGUUUGCCAAGUCAUAUGAAGAGACAUAGCAAAUACUCGUACAUUUUUUGUAAUAAACUUUUCUACUCUUAGCUUAGCUCCCUUUAAGCCUACCUAAGGUAAACGUACUAGUGCUCGACAUGCUAAUGCCCAAUAGACGACACCUUGCUGUCACCUCAAUUGACAAUGACUUAAGUUUCAAGAUGACAUGUACUGGGACCGCGUCGAGCACCAGUACGUUUACCUUAUUUACUCGUAAAAAGUGUUCAAAACUCACUUUUGUUGCUCGAUAUGUGGGUCCCUUUUGGGAAAACUAAGUAUAAAUAUAUGAAUCUGUAUGUAUAUGUAUUGUACACUGUAUAUCUAAUUAUUUUAUUUUAUGUUCUGCUGGUUAAAUCACAUAAAGUUUUGUUACUAUUUGGAUCUAGUCUUUGUAUUUCGUGCAAUAUUUUCAUUUCGUGCAUUAUAGCAAACGAAAUGUGGAAUAAAUAAACGUUAAGCAGA
This is a messenger RNA of Cydia splendana, 2000 nucleotides long. Its product is annotated as putative inorganic phosphate cotransporter. The record is from RefSeq and is a predicted model, not a curated record. Gene Ontology annotation, biological process: transmembrane transport; monoatomic anion transport. Bases 65 to 1513 code for a protein of 482 amino acids. The transcript has 11 exons. Gene Ontology annotation, molecular function: transmembrane transporter activity. Gene Ontology annotation, cellular component: membrane. Lineage: Eukaryota; Metazoa; Arthropoda; Insecta; Lepidoptera; Tortricidae.